UAUGUAUAAAAUCUGAAAAUAUUGAUUUCAUGGUUUUGAGGUUUUGAAUAAAAAUGCCUUUAAUAAUAAUUUGUGGGACACCAGUAAGUGGGAAAACGACGAGAGCGAGAGAACUAAAAGAAUAUUUCGAGAAGACUCAUAAUAAACAAGUGGAUCUCAUAUCUGAGGAAGAGACGAUACAUAAGUUAGGUUAUAAUAAGGAAUCGACGUAUUUAGACUCGCAAAAGGAGAAGAGAGUUCGUGGUUAUCUGAAAUCUGAAGCAAUUAGACUAAUCGGCAAAGACAAUGUAGUUAUUCUGGAUGGAAGUAAUUACAUCAAAGGAUACAGAUACGAAUUAUACUGUGCAUCAAAAGCGUCAAAGUCCACCCAGUGCACAAUCUACACAAUAAGAUAUCACCCAGAUGCCUGGGCAGAUAAUUUGCUGAGGAUCAAACAGAGGGAGGAAAACACUAAUGGAAAUGAGGAUGUAUUUACGGAACCGUACACUGAAGAAGUGUUCAAUGCACUUACAAAGUUGAGAUUUGAAGAACCCAAUAGGAAUAACAGAUGGGACAGUCCAUUAUUCUCAGUGCAACCAACAGACACAUUGGACGUUAAUGCAAUCUACGAUGUACUGUAUAAACGGAAACCACCCCCACCUAACAUGAGUACACAAAAUCCUCCUCUUACAUCAACAAACUUUCUUUACGAAUUAGACAAUGUAACGCAGGCUAUAUCCAAACGGAUUUUAGAAGCGAAAGAGUUUGACGCCUUCGAAGUUAAGUUCCCAGAGUAUCCAGGGUGCAUUAUAGAAGCUGGUUUCAUGCAUUCGGUGAACCCACAAAAUUUACUACGACUGAGAAGACAAUUUUUGACAUACGCUAAAAUGAACCAUUCUAAUGAAAAUGCUAGCAGACUGGGCAGAUAUUAUAUCCAGUAUUUGAAUAAAACAUAUACAGAUUGA
Molecule: messenger RNA, 944 nt
Organism: Zerene cesonia (dogface butterfly)
Lineage: Eukaryota; Metazoa; Arthropoda; Insecta; Lepidoptera; Pieridae
Product: protein KTI12 homolog
Exons: 4
Coding region: 54-944 (296 amino acids)
Source: RefSeq, a predicted model, not a curated record